Messenger RNA from Saccharomyces eubayanus, 2226 nucleotides. RefSeq names its product Chs6p (gene CHS6). Gene Ontology annotation, biological process: Golgi to plasma membrane transport. Gene Ontology annotation, cellular component: exomer complex. NCBI's taxonomy places the organism in Eukaryota, Fungi, Ascomycota, Saccharomycetes, Saccharomycetales, Saccharomycetaceae. The record is from RefSeq and is a predicted model, not a curated record. The transcript has a single exon. The coding region runs from base 1 to 2226 and encodes 741 amino acids. Gene Ontology annotation, molecular function: protein binding.
AUGAACUUGUUUUGGCGUUCUGAAACCAAAAAGCAGAAUGAAGCACCUGGUACGGAUUACACGUCCGGUAGCCCACUCCAAGUUCAAAACAAUGGCCAAUCCAUCAACCGGAACAUAUUCCACGGUUGUCCGCGCAUUUUGGAAAGGAAGUUUGGCGAAUGUUUGCAUCACAGAACACACGUAAUCAGGGAUUUUGUUUCUUCUGGUAAUGCUGGAUUGGGUCCCGUUGAGAUAGUCCAUAUGUCCUACUCGAAUAAACAGGAAAAAGAAGAAUUCGGUGAAUACUUCUAUGUUACUGGAAUCGAAGUUUCCAGUCCUUCAAUACCAGUAGAAUUUCUCAAGCUGUUGAAAUCGGAUCAGCGAAUUUCUAAAAAUAUCUCAAGUGACAUCAUAUCCACUUAUUGCUGUUUCAAUUUCUUCAGUAAUCUGGACAUUCGUAUCAGAAAUAAUGCUGAUGGUACUUUCCAGGCAAAAGCAAUUGACUGUGAUAGGGAAACUACCGACUUGACAAUGACAGAAAAAAUGUGGGAGGAAACAUUCGUUAGUUCCGUUAUCAGAACCAUUAUAAUAAACACCAACCCAAAGUUGAAACCUCCUGGCCUGUUAGAAUGCCCAUUUUACAUCGAGAAAGAUACUGUAACCUCCUGUAAAAAGAUUAUUGAAUUAUUGUGCCGGUUCUUGCCUCGUUCAUUGGAGUGUGGAUGGGAUAGCACCAAAAGUACGCAAAUUACCAUUGUGAAUAACUAUUUAGUGUAUAGCUUAAAAAGUUUUAUUACCAUCACACCUGGCUUGAUAGAUUCUACCAUUGAUUACUUGAAAGGACUUACCAAGGAAGAUCCAAUUCAUAACCUACACUAUAAGGUGGCGAUGAUUGUACUUUUAAAUCAAGUACAAACAAGAGAGCUAGAAAUGGUAACCAUUCUAAAUGAAACUUUGGAUCCACUUUUAUUACUGCUUGAUGAUUUACCACCUAGUGAUGCAAAUUCAGCGCAAUUAAUGAAUUGCAUGAGCGACUUAUUAAAUAUUCAAGCGAACUUUCUGCUAAACAGAGAAGAUUAUGAACUAGCGUUGAGUGUUUCUAAUACAUCGACUGAGUUAGCCUUAGAUUCUUUCGAGUCUUGGUACAGUUUAGCCAAAUGUCACAUCAAGAGGGAAGAGUAUGAUGAGGCGCUUUUUGCAAUAAAUUCAAUGCCUCGUUUGCGGAAAACAGACCAAGUUACGGAAGCACUUUAUGACAAGUCUCUUGCCUCCAACUAUUAUAAAAAACCAUUAAAUGGCAGUCAGGAACACUUCGGCAUAACAUCAACAGAGUUUACCAAUCUUUACGGGACGUUGCGAAAUUGGAAAGAAGAUGAGUUGAAACAGCAAAUAUUCGGAAGAAUUGCGAUGACUAAUGAAAGAAAGGUUGGCUAUACCAAAGAUAUUUGGGAUGACAUUGCCAUAAAGCUGGGCCCCAUUUAUGGUCCGCAAUCGGCCAACUUAAUCAACUUCGUCUCACCUCAAGAGAUCAAGGGUAUAAAAAAUAUGAACUUAAUAGCAAGGAACACGAUAGGCAAACAAUUGGGACAGUUCAAUAGUCGAAUAUAUGGAUUAUUAAUGAAAAUUGUAAACAAGAUUGGUUGGAAUGGACUACUAAACAUCCGAACAAAGAUCUUUAUAAUGGAAACUGAAUUCUACCAGACGCCUGCCAAAAUAACCGACGAAAAUGGUAAUAUACCUAUGGAAGCUCGAAAGAAACGGUUCUGUGAGCGUUGGCUAGAUGAUUUGUUUUUGGAUCUGUACCAAGACCUAAAGUUGAGCAAAAUCAACCUAAACAAUAAAGACGAAAAACACAGCGGAUUAGAGUGGGAACUUUUGGGCCUGACCAUGCUUCGCACUUGGCAUUGGGAGGAUGCGGUAGCCUGUCUCAGAACAAGUAUAGUAGCUCGAUUCGACCCUGUCAGUUGUCAAGAAUUGCUAAGGGUAUACCUGCACCCUCCAGAAGACCUUUGGAACGCCACACUGCUAGACACAGACACAGUAGUAGACCUUCUGGCCAAGAAAAUAUCGUACGACUGCAGAUAUUACAACUACUGCCAGAUUUUCAAUCUGCAAGUACUACACAAACUUUGCGACCAGCUGGGAAUGGAUACAGUGCGCAGCAAGAUUCUCAUUCUAUCCAGCGUCGGAGAUGAAAUGAUGGUCAUGGUCGACACCAUGAUCUCGUGGGUAGGUGACCUACACUAG